Paramecium sonneborni is the source of this 144-nucleotide messenger RNA. NCBI's taxonomy places the organism in Eukaryota, Ciliophora, Oligohymenophorea, Peniculida, Parameciidae. The record is from the annotation of a GenBank genome assembly.
AUGAACACUAACCAUGAAAGAAGAUAAAUAGAAGAUAUUAUUCGUUAGGUUAAAGGUCCUUAUUAGCCAUUUUACAAGAAAAUUAAACUUAAAUAUUUAGUACAAAUUUUGUAAGAGAUUUGGGAAGAAGAUGAGGACUAUUGA